AUGGACUCAGUUUCUCGUGCUGUGUUGGGUGCGUUAUCGUGUUGUUGGAAUUCUGCAGCUCCCAAAAAGUUGCAGUAUUUUGGCUGGAGAUUGCUUCACGACAGACUUCCAUCAAAGGAUCAUCUUUUCAAAUGUGGUAUCAUUACGGAAAUCACCCAACUCAAGUGCGUUUUUUGCUUGUUUGAUGAAUUUUCUGUGCAUCUGUUUGUGUCGUGUCCAUUUGCGGAUAACAUUUGGAGGAAAGUCUACGCUUGGAUUGGGUCGAUUGCGGAAUUGAGUUUGGAAGAAUUCAAGUCCUUUCUCUUUAAUUGUGAGAAAAUCUUUUGUAAGCGGAAGCGCAGAGUGGUGUCAGUGAUUUGGUCUGUCUCUGCUUGGAACAUAUGGCUUAUGAGGAAUGAUAUUAUUUUUAAUAAUGUUAGUCCGAGUUUCGUCGAUUGUAUGCCGGCCAUAAUUUUUAGAUCUUGGAAUUGGCUAUCCUCCUUUUGUAAGAUUGUAGAUUGUUGUGAUUUUUACACUUGGAACACUUUUCCUAUCCUUUGUUUUGAGAUGAAUUGGCUAUCCUCCUUUUGUAAGAUUGUAGAUUGUAGAUUGCCGGUGUUUGUAUUGUCGGGUGGAGCUCACUUUAGUUUCCUUUAA
Vicia villosa (hairy vetch) is the source of this 636-nucleotide messenger RNA. RefSeq lists its product as uncharacterized. Bases 1 to 636 code for a protein of 211 amino acids. The record is from RefSeq and is a predicted model, not a curated record. The transcript has a single exon. NCBI's taxonomy places the organism in Eukaryota, Viridiplantae, Streptophyta, Magnoliopsida, Fabales, Fabaceae.